UGUUUUACGUUUAAAUCCACGUUUUUCACAAAUUUUGCUUGCCCUGGAGGAUUUCUCUAUAUGAACUCAUCAUGCUCAAUUAUAUUGCUCACCAUCUUCAAUAAAAUAUAUUUUUCUGCAAAAAAUACCUUAAUGGGUACCGUCAAGAACAUCCAAUCUGAGCUUGAUGAUGAGCGCAUCUUCAACACCACAAGUAGUCUACUUUUGGAUCCUGAAGAGUUCAGGAGACAAGGACACAUGGUGGUUGAUUUCCUUGCUGAUUACUUUCACAACGUCGGCAAGUAUCCGGUCCGUAGCCAAGUUGAACCGGGCUAUCUCCGGAAAACUCUACCGGAAGCUGCCCCCAAUACCCCGGAACCCCUUGAAAACAUCCUCCGGGAUGUCUACAAGGAUAUACUUCCUGGGAUUACCCAUUGGCAAAGUCCUAAUUUCUUUGCUUACUUUCCUUGCAUCUCUAGCACCCCCGGCAUUCUCGGCGAAAUCCUUAGUUCUGGCCUCAACGUCGUCGGCUUUAACUGGAUAGCAUCGCCGGCGGCCACCGAGCUCGAGAGCAUUGUGAUGGAUUGGUUUGGGAAGUUGCUAAGACUUCCCACUUCUUUCCUUUUCUCCGGCGGCGGUGGAGGGGUACUCCAAGGCACCACAUGCGAAGCCAUGGUGUGCACUAUUGUGGCCGCUAGGGAAAAAAUGUUGGGCAAGAUUGGGAGAGACAACUUUGGGAAGCUUGUUGUCUAUUCAUCCGAUCAAACACAUUUUUCACUAAAAAAGGCCGCACAGAUUGCCGGCAUAAACCCCCACAACGUUCGUGUCAUCGAGACUACAAAAGCUGACCUGUUUGCUUUAUCCCCAGAAGCACUUCAAUCCUCUAUUCUUUGUGAUAUAGAACAAGGCCUAAUCCCCUUGUAUUUAUGCGCGACGCUAGGGACAACAGCAACCACCGCCGUCGAUCCAAUACGGCGGCUGUGCGAAAUCGCCGGCAAACACGACAUAUGGGUGCACAUAGACGGGGCGUAUGCAGGAAGUGCAUGUAUUUGCUCAGAAUAUCAGCAUUAUCUCGAUGGGGUUGAAAAUGCAGACUCUUUCAGCCUUAAUGCACAUAAAUGGUUGUUUUCAACGUUGGAUUGUUGCUGCCUUUGGGUGAAGCAUCCAACGGAUCUAACAAAGGCUUUGUCUACCAACCCCGAGUGCUUGAGGAACAACGCCACCGAGUCGAAGCAAGUGGUUGAUUAUAAAGACUGGCAAAUCGCAUUGAGCCGACGCUUUAGAGCACUAAAAUUGUGGAUAAUUUUCAGGAGUUAUGGCGUGGCAAAUCUCAGAAACUUCAUUCGUGGAGCGGUGAAUAUGGCGAAAGGUUUUGAAGGGCUUGUUGCCAAGGACGAGAGGUUUGAGAUUAUGGUUCCAAGGAAUUUUUCUUUGGUUUGCUUUAGAGUGUCGCCAACGGCAAUUGAGAAGCAUCUCAAGGCUUCACAUAGGGAUGAAGAUGAAGUGAAUGAGUUCAAUGCGAAGGUGUUGGAGGCCAUAAAUUCAAGUGGGAAAAUUUUCAUGACUCAUGCAGUGAUGGAAGGAGUGUAUAUGAUGAGGUUCGCCGUCGGGGCACCAUUAACCGAAUUCCGGCAUGUGGAGAUGGCUUGGAAGGUGAUUCAAGACCAUGCAACUUCUAUGCUCAAUAAUGCAGCUUAAUGAGUUGGGAAUUGAAUUUGCUUAUGUUUGCAUGUUUCUGUGUGUGGGGUUUUCUUUUUUUUUUUUUCUUUUUUUUUUUCUGCCAUUAUGAAGGUCAUUUAUUCCAGUUCUAGUGAGUAUAAUAUAUGUAAUAA
Ipomoea triloba (trilobed morning glory) is the source of this 1811-nucleotide messenger RNA. Its product is annotated as tyrosine decarboxylase 1-like. Bases 61 to 1677 code for a protein of 538 amino acids. Gene Ontology annotation, biological process: amino acid metabolic process. The record is from RefSeq and is a predicted model, not a curated record. The transcript has a single exon. Gene Ontology annotation, molecular function: pyridoxal phosphate binding; carboxy-lyase activity. NCBI's taxonomy places the organism in Eukaryota, Viridiplantae, Streptophyta, Magnoliopsida, Solanales, Convolvulaceae.